AUGUUUAAUGUACUUGUCAUUUUAUUGCAUCGGCCCUUUGUGGCAGACGGCCAUCUGUACAGCACAUCCCGAGCCAUAUCUGUCGAUUCGUUCAAAAAAUGUGCAUCGGCAGCAUCGAACAUCAGCAGCCUCUUGCGCGGGUAUCAUCGCGCAUUUUCCGUCAGGCGAGCACCAUAUCUCAUAUCGUACGCGACUUAUGUCGCGGCGACAAUACUUACCCGAAUCGCAGCCAAACGUAGGAAUGACUCCACGGCACACGCAAAUCUCGCGACUUGCCUGGCCGUUUUUGAGGAGAAUCAAGAAACAAACUCGGCUGUCAGAAAGGCAGCCAUGAUAAUUCAUAAUCUCAUGAAGAAACUAGGGGUCACCAUCAACGUAUCAAUCAGCGCCUUGGAACUUGAUCCGCCCGGUCGAUUAUCAGAUCAACAACAGCCUAGUCAUAGCACUGCCGAGGGCAGUGUGAAUUACCCGAUGAAUGUCCAGGACGGCUCUGGGAAUCCUAAUACUACAGAACCUGCGAUAGUUACGCAUAUUGCAUCUCCUAGCCAGGUGGUGUACUCUCCGGACUCGGACUGGGUCGAUAUAGACGGAAUUAUCCAGAGCUUCCUCCAAGAGAACGGCGGCCGCGCCGUCAGGCCUACCGAGACCGAUUAUGAGGCCCUUUCUAAUCAUAUUUCAAGGACCCCACUGUCCAUUCCGCGCCAGGGGAGUGCCUUUGUUCCAGUAGCUAUGGAUCACGCGAUUUUUGUGGGCAACCAGGCUUCCCCUGGUCGGGACCUUUAUGCCACGAACGAUUUCCAUCGGCCUGAGGCAGUGCCGGGAACAUACCAGUGGCAGCAUGGGUGGCGAUCAAUGAAUAGCGAAUCUGCGCCUCUUGAUGAUCCGCUCUUUGGCUUUAACGGCUCGUCCAUGGACAGCUUGACACUGCCGGAAUGGUGA
Messenger RNA from Aspergillus calidoustus, 939 nucleotides. NCBI's taxonomy places the organism in Eukaryota, Fungi, Ascomycota, Eurotiomycetes, Eurotiales, Aspergillaceae. The record is from the annotation of a GenBank genome assembly.